GUUCUCGACCACCACCACGUCCAGCUCGACGUCCGCAGGCCGCUCUCCGACGUCGACGACAACGACAGCGAAGAUCAUGUCGUUCAUCACCCCCCGCCGCAGCUCUGUCCUCGGUAAGCGCUCGCACCAGCGCUCGGCAUCCUCUUGCUCGCUGGCCACCUGCGACCAGCUGGCUACGCCCGACAGCACACCCGAUCCAAAACGGCCUCGCACGUCCUUGACGCUGCUCGAUGGCACUAAUAACAAGGAGAACAUACCGCCAUACCGGGUCGACGCCAUCAACGCUGAGACGCCCGACAUCACUGCCAGUCGGCGUCCCUCUACAGAUUCUAUACAUACACCUGCCCGACCGGGUACAACCAAUGAGCAGCCGAUCACUCCUGCCACUGCGCAAGCUUCGCUAGCCACCCCUCCGGCUACACCGCAGACCAACCUUCCCCUCCACGCCGCGGCGCGCGCCCUUCUACGCGCUACAGUAAACUCCGAAGCUGUCCAAGUCGUUGGACGCGAUGACGAGCGCAAACUGAUCGCUACGUUCAUCGAACGCUUCCUCGCCGGCGAAUCAUCGGGUCAGUCCCUGUACGUUUCCGGAUCCCCCGGGACGGGCAAGACGGCCCUCGUCAACGACAUUCUCUCCAAACACCAGGAGUCGCAAGAGAAUGUGCAAGUCCUCUCCCUCAACUGCAUGGCGUUCAACGACGUGGACGCCUUGUGGGACAAGAUGAUCGAGGUCUUCGGAGACGCUCACGCUAGCAAGUCGACAACGAAGGGCAAGAAGGCUCGAGGCCGAGAGGCAAUUGUCAAGUUGCUUGCGAAGACGGCGUCUAAGUGCGUGUUCGUCCUCGACGAGCUCGAUCACAUAGCAUCGGAUGCCAGCUCCCUUGCCGCCGUCUUCUCCUUGCCGCAAAACCUCGACAACGCGUGCAUCAUCGGCAUUGCCAACACGCACACACUCACGUCUGACUCGACGUCUACGCCGGACAACGUCCAGACCGUUCACUUCCAGCCCUACACUUCCGCACAACUGCUCUCUAUCUUGCAAGCGCGCUUAAGCCCCUUGCAUGAAAGUGAUGACACGAAGGCUGCUGCUACGAAGUUCCUGCCCACGCCCACGCUCAUGAUGCUCUCGAAGAAGGUCGCGACUAUGACCGGCGAUGUUCGAUGCCUUCUUGAGGUUUCCCGUGCUGCCAUCGACCUCGCCGUCGCUUCGCAGAAGCCCUCGACACCAUGCAACGUCACUCCAGGACAUGUUAUAGCAGCGCUGAAGACCUACUCGUCGUCAUCAGCAGCAGCUGUCGCAUCCACCUCCGCAUCGUCUGCGAACACUGAGGUCGUCCGGAAGAUCGUCGAGCUCGGCAUUCAGGCGCGCCUCGUCUUGUUGGCCGUCGUUCUCGCUGCCAAGCGGCAGGAGGCCGGCCUGGCGCUGGGCUCACCACUACCAUCGCCUGCCAAGACCCCCGCUAAGAAGCCAGCGGGUAGACGAGCGGCUUCCCCCAUCAAGGCUUCGGCCUCGCUAUCAUCGGUCGCAUCCGUGGGGAAGAUGGACACCAGCAGGCUAUACGUCUACUACGACACGAUCUUGUCGCGUAGCGAGACGGGACUGUUCCAGCCGGUGUCUCGCAGCGAGUUUGGCGACCUCAUGGGCAUGCUCGAUACCACCGGCCUCGUGUCCAUGACCACUUCAUCUGUCUCGUCGACUACCGGGAAGACGAAGCGCGGCUUCUCACGCAGCUCGUCCUUCACUGGUAGCAUGCGCGCGUCGUCGGGCGCGUCGAGCGGGGAGGUGAUGCUCGCGCCGGGCGUCUGGGUUGACGAGAUCGUGCGCGGCUUGGGGAUCAACGACCAGGUCAUGGUCGACGCGAAGGCGGAGGAGGUACGCGCCAUUUGGCAGCGGGAGCUCGCGCGGAACGUGCGUGAGGCGCGGGCGGCGGCGCAGGCUGCUGAUGGCGCGGACAAGUUUGAUGAGGCGAUGGAAGAUUAGACCAUGUCGUUCUCUAUCGCCAUGGGUUGAGGAGGAGGCAGGUGUCGGUUUUCCUUUUCCUUUCACGUGGUCGAUUUGUGGUUUCCUUUUCGUAUUUGUCUCUUCUGUUCCGUUCACGCAUACUUUUCACUCUCACCCUCAUCGAUUUGCAUCCAUUCUCGACCUUGUACAUCAUCCCCUCGGCAUGAUACACGGCCUGUUCUCUGUUUCCUCUUGACUUGUUCAUCAAUCUCGAUACUUCUGUUCGUUUUGUCCCGCACGACGUCUCUCCUCACAUGAUGCCCUCUUAUCGAUAUGUCUUCCCGUGUCUCGACAUGUCCUCUCCUCGUUGCAUCGCUGUAUGG
Messenger RNA from Schizophyllum commune H4-8, 2325 nucleotides. RefSeq names its product P-loop containing nucleoside triphosphate hydrolase protein. The transcript is spliced from 3 exons. The record is from RefSeq and is a predicted model, not a curated record. Gene Ontology annotation, cellular component: nucleus. Lineage: Eukaryota; Fungi; Basidiomycota; Agaricomycetes; Agaricales; Schizophyllaceae. Gene Ontology annotation, biological process: mitotic DNA replication checkpoint signaling. Gene Ontology annotation, molecular function: ATP hydrolysis activity; DNA replication origin binding. The coding region runs from base 77 to 1981 and encodes 634 amino acids.